GGACAGGAGCGUCAGUGGGCCUUUGACUCCCGUCGCGAGAGGAAGUAGUGGUGUUGUUCUCCCGGCGAGAUAUUAUCAAACUCCCGGUCUCCUGGUGACGAUCCCGAAAGAAGUUUCCGAGCGUGAGAGGAUGUCUUUCUUGACGCUCCCCCCCGCCUUCCGAGAGGAAUUUCCUCGAAUGUGGGUGGCAGUUGAGCUGGUUUAGUCAGUUUUAUAGCCUCGGAAGCUUCCGAUAAAAGAAGUUUGUGUGCUUGAAUCCGACCUAAACAGAGACGAGACCGUUUUGGGGGUCAAUUCUUACAUCUGAAUGAGUGAUCGUUCGGGCGAGAGAGAUUGAUUCAUCUCGUGUGUGUUAUGAGAUGUCCCGCGUGAUUCAGUAGCGAAUAGAAACUUUUGAAUAAAUUCGUCAUUUCACCCUUCAGAUAUGCCUGGAACUUAAUGAAGAAACGAAUGAUAGAAAUUAGAACAAAUAGCCAUUAAUAUCACUCAUCUUUAUCAAAUACUACGAGUUUUUUUUUUUUUUUAUAAAAAUUGUCAUUGGUGACUUAACUCAUUCUCCGGACGAAUUCCAAGGAUUCAGUGAUGACAGUCAGAUUAUCAUAAUUCCGUUGUUUUUUUUUUUUCAUUUUUUAUUCUUGGGGUGGUGACCGUCCACAGUGACCGCAGCAAUCCCUUAGCAAUGGUGAUCUUACCGAUCAUCCGUCAAACUGUCAUUUGGUGAAAGAUGAAGAGUGUCUUUAGCUGACAAGAAUAAUGGACGUUCCAACAAUGCUCAUCUUGUUUCUCCAUUUUCUGUUACAUUCGGCGUGGUGCGCCAUCCUUGACGACCAAGUGGGUACUUACCACCAGCACCAGCACAAUUCCCUGCCGCCCUUCGUCGAUAUCCUACCCCCAGGCCCCUUCUACGACAUCGAGAGAUCCGCCAACGUGACCGCCCUCGUGGGGCGGCCAGCCAAGCUCAACUGCAGAGUCAACAAAAUCGGAAAUCGCACGGUAUCUUGGCUGCGGCACCGGGAUACCCACCUCCUGACGGUGGGGAGAUACACCUACACCUCAGACCAGAGGUUCCGGGCGGAGCAUACCCCGGGCUCAGAAGACUGGGCACUGACUGUGGGCUUCGCCCAGGUCAGAGACUCGGGCAUGUACGAGUGCCAGGUCUCGACUACCCCGCCCAUGAGGCACUACAUUUGGCUCAAAGUCGUGGAGCCCCAGACAGUUAUAUAUGGAGGACCAGACGUAUACAUCAACAGGGGUAGCAAUAUCAACCUCACCUGCGUGGUUGAUUACACACCUGAACCUCCCACCUACGUCAUCUGGAAACACAAUGAUAAGGUCAUAUCCUACGACAGCGACCGCGGAGGGGUCAACGUGGUCACGGAGAAGGGCCCCCGCACCACCACCAACCUCCUGGUGCGAAGGGCGGCUUCCAAGGACUCCGGAACCUACACCUGCAAUCCUAGCAGCGCACCUCCAGCCAAGGUCGUCGUCCAUAUACUGAAUGGGGAACACCCGGCAGCCAUGCAACACGGGGGCCACUCUCCCUACGAGGUGUCCGUGUUUCUAGUCGCCUCCGCCCUCGCCUUCGUUUUAGCUACAAACUAAGGAAGUGUUCGUGCGUUUUCUCUUCUCUCUCUUAUGUCUCCAAAGUCUCCAUCGCCGACAGGAUACGUCCACGGGGGUCUCUCUCUCUCUCUGUAGCGAGUCGAAGCCCUCCGAACGCUGCCGAAACCGUUCGUCACCAAAGUCGAAGCCUCGGCCAACGGUUCCGAACACCUUCUUCGGACGGUUGUUCGUGGGAGCGAACUGACUCGCGAAAUGCCCUCGAUGCUGCUGGACGUGUCUUGCAAGGGUAAUGGCCUCUCCCGGCCUGGACUAGCACAUAUAGCUAUGCAUCUCCCUCGUUUCAUUUUUGAGGACCUUUUAUCAUCGUUAUCAUUGUGAUAUUGCGUUCGUUAUCGCCUGUCUGACUUACGUUACAGCUGUUUACGUUCUGUGUUCUUUGAAGUUUCGUUAAAUCGAGUUUCGUAUCUUUUUUUUUACGUAAACAUUUGAGUAAUGAAUUAAGUUACAUUCCGAAUAGUGUGGUGACGUUUUCUACAAAAUCUGCUUUAAUUUUCUUUUACGGUAACUACGCUAGAUUUCCUUCGAUAUGAAUAGUUUCAAAUCAGCCAGUUUUACUUUAAUCAUUUUCACUUCUAAGGCACAUUCCUCAUCCGGUGGUACAGGGAGUUGUAUUAAGAGACUAUAAUAUAUAAAUAUAUUUAUUCACUUUGAAGUUUCUUUUUAAUUUUCUAUCAAAGAGUUCUCACAAAAUAAUUAAGACUCGUCACUGACACAUACACGUACACACACACACAAAGUAAUGUUUUUAAUCCUAAGACGUAGAAACUGUAAAUAACAGCGUUUAAUGAAUUUAAACGAAGUGUUGGUCGCGAUCAAUGAUUUCGUCUACAGGUCCCUCUCCAGUCGUAACAGUAUGUGGUCAAUGAAUGAUCUGAUAUAUCAAUGCACAACGAAACAAAAAGGCGGCAGCAGUAGUUCAUUUGGAAAAGCAUACAGGAAUUGAAUAGACGUUUGCUAUGCCAGUGCCAAUACUACUAUUACUACGGUCUGGGACUGAAAUUGACAGAAAUGAACAGAUAUUUUUACCAGACGUUCAUUGUGGUUUUUCUAGUGCAUGAUGGUAUAUGACAUAUUAGAUGGACCUUUUUUUUUGGUGGCGGUGAACUUUGUGAAUGUGGGCGUUAUAGACAACAACAAUGUUUCGUGCUAGAAACAACGUGACACCUUUUUUUUUCGAAAUAUGUGAGGUUUCCGGGUCUUUGACGUAAGUAGCUGCGAGUGACGAAAAUGAAAAUAUUUUUUUGGAAAUACGUAAAGGAAAUUGCAAAUGCAGAGGAAUUUGGGAAAUGAGAUAAAUUUGGACACGGAAUGUAGGACAUGAAAGAACAUUUGGCGAGUGACGAAAGGGAAAAUAUUUUUUUGGAAAUACGUAAAGGAAAUUAAAAAUGCAGAGGAAUAUGGGAAAUGAGAUAAAUUUGGCCAUGGAAUAUAGGACUGAAAAAAACAUUUGAGAAUUCAGGAGAAUAAAGGCCUAAUCUUUCUGAGAGAUGGACACGGAAACUAGGACACGAAAACAAAAAUUUGGUAAUUCAGGAGAAUAAUGUCGAAUAUUUUCUGAAAGACGUUCAAGGAACUUGGGAAGUUAGAAAAUUUUUCUUAAUUCUGGACAGUGAGAAAUGAAUUAUUUCUGAAAGAUGGACGAGGGAUUCAGGAAAAAAUAUUUAUGGUAAUUCAGGAAAAUAGAAGCCAAAUAAUUUCUGGAAAAUGGACGAGGAAUAAAGGAAAAACGUUGGUAAUUCAGGAAAAUAGAAGCCAGAUAUUUUCAGAAAGGUGGAUGAGGAAUUCAGGAAAAA
Macrobrachium nipponense is the source of this 3416-nucleotide messenger RNA. RefSeq names its product zwei Ig domain protein zig-8-like. The record is from RefSeq and is a predicted model, not a curated record. Gene Ontology annotation, cellular component: neuron projection membrane. The coding region runs from base 754 to 1602 and encodes 282 amino acids. Gene Ontology annotation, biological process: synapse organization. NCBI's taxonomy places the organism in Eukaryota, Metazoa, Arthropoda, Malacostraca, Decapoda, Palaemonidae. The transcript has 7 exons.